ACUACUCCUUCUGCUCCUCCUCAUACUCUUACUACUACUCCUACUGCCAUUCCUCCUGUCACUCCUCCUCCUACUCUUACUACCACUCCUACUGCUGCUCCUCCUCUUACUACUACUUCUGCUGCUACUCCUCCUACUGUCACUCCUCCUCCUGCUCCUCCUCAUACUCUUACUACUACUCCUACUGCCAUUCCUCCUGUCACUCCUCCUCCUACUCUUACUACCACUCCUACUGCUGCUCCUCCUCUUACUACUACUUCUGCUGCUACUCCUCCUACUGUCACUCCUCCUCCUGCUCCUCCUCAUACUCUUACUACUACUCCUACUGCCAUUCCUCCUGUCACUCCUCCUCCUACUCUUACUACCACUCCUACUGCUGCUCCUCCUCUUACUACUACUUCUGCUGCUACUCCUCCUACUGUCACUCCUCCUCCUGCUACUCCUCAUACUACUAUUCCUACUGCCACUCCUCCUCGUACUGCCACUCCUACUGCUGCUUCUACUCUUACUACUACUCCUACUGCCACUCCUACUGCUGCUACUCCUCUUCCUACUACUCCUACUGUCACUACUUCUCCUACUGCCACUCCUACUGCUGCUACUCCUCUCCCUACUACUUCUACUGUCACUACUUCUCCUACUGCCACUCCUACUGCUGCUACUCCUCUCCCUACUACUUCUACUGUCACUACUUCUCCUACUGCCACUCCUACUGCUCCUACUGUCACGCCUCCUCCUGCUACUCCUCAUACUACUAUUCCUACUGCCACUCCUCCUCCUCCUCGUACUGCCACUCCUACUGCUGCUUCUACUCUUACUACUACUCCUACUGCUGCUUCUACUCUUACUACUACUCCUACUGCCACUCCUACUGCUGCUACUCCUCUCCCUACUACUUCUACUGUCACUACUUCUCCUACUGCCACUCCUACUGCUCCUACUGUCACUCCUCCUCCUCUUACUACUACUCCUACUGCCAUUGCUGCUGCUGCUACUCCUCCUACUACUCCUCAUACUCUUACUACUACUCCUACUGCCAUUCUAACUCCUACUGCCACUCCUCCAUACUCUUAGUACUACUGCUACUCCUCCUCAUACUCUUGCUACUCCUACUCUUCCUGCUACUCCUCCUACUCCUAGUCCUACUGCUAAUCCUCCUGUUCUUACUACCACUGCUACUCCUACUCUUCCUGCUAUUCCUCCUACUCCUAGUCCUACUGCUGCUAAUCCUAUUCCUACUACUGCUGCUACUCCUACUAUUUCAACUGCUACUCCUAUUCCUACUACUACGGUACUCCUACUACUGCUGCUAGUCCUGCUGCUAUUCCUACUAUUACUGUUACUCCUACUAUUCCGACUGCUACUCCUACUCUUCCUGCUACUCAUCCUACUCCUAGUCCUACUGCUGCUCCUCCUAUUCCUAGUCCUACUGCUACUUCUACUGCUACUCCUCCUCAUUCCACUGCUCCUCCUACUGCUACGCCUCCUAAUCCUACUGCUGCUGCUCCUCCUAUUGCUACUUCUACUGCUACUCCUGCUAAAACUGAUAGUACUAAUAAUAUUCAUUCAUUCCUCUUCAGUAACUGCUUUAUCCUGUUCAGGGUCACUGUGAAUCUGGAGUCUAUCCUUGGAACCUUGGGUGUGAGGUGGGAAUCCACCCUGGAUGGGAUGCCAGUCCAUCACAGUGUAACGUGGACCUAUCCAUUCACACCCUCGUACACACCUACGGCCAAUUUAGCAUAGCCAUUCACCAUGCUGGGCGGCACGGUGGUGUAGUGGUUAGCGCUGUCGCCUCACAGCAAGAAGGUCCGGGUUCGAGCCCCGGGGCCGGCGAGGGCCUUUCUGUGCGGAGUUUGCAUGUUCUC
Molecule: messenger RNA, 1865 nt
Organism: Neoarius graeffei (lesser salmon catfish)
Lineage: Eukaryota; Metazoa; Chordata; Actinopteri; Siluriformes; Ariidae
Product: mucin-2-like
Exons: 1
Source: RefSeq, a predicted model, not a curated record